Corythoichthys intestinalis (scribbled pipefish) is the source of this 2891-nucleotide messenger RNA. It is a transcript of the gene mpp3a, whose product is annotated as MAGUK p55 scaffold protein 3a. Gene Ontology annotation, molecular function: protein binding. NCBI's taxonomy places the organism in Eukaryota, Metazoa, Chordata, Actinopteri, Syngnathiformes, Syngnathidae. The coding region runs from base 125 to 1960 and encodes 611 amino acids. The record is from RefSeq and is a predicted model, not a curated record. The transcript is spliced from 20 exons. Gene Ontology annotation, cellular component: cell-cell junction; plasma membrane.
GAGCACAGCAGCCAGAAGAGGAGGAGGAGGAGGAGGAAGGAAGAAGGAAGAGCAGCCAGCUAAACAGUGUGGCUCCAGACGGCUAGAGAAAAAGAAGGUUUACUCCUCCUCACCUGGAGGAUCCAUGAAAGAAGCCAUGCCGGUGCUCACAGCAGGAGCAGGGCUCCAUGAGACAUUGGCCCUGCUUACCUCGCAGCUGCGGCCUGAUGCCAACCACAAGGAGGACAUGGUCUUCCUUAAGGAUGUCUUCAGCGAGAGAAGUUUAGCAUACCUGAUGAAGAUCCAUGAGAGGCUGAGACAGUAUGAGAGACAGAGUCCAACUCCUGUAUUGCACAGCGUCUCUUCUCUAGCCGAAGAUGUGACGGACGAGCUGCAGAGUCGUCCGAUGAACACGGAGGAGGGAGAGCUGCUGCAUCUGCUCACGUCACCACAUUUCAAGGCCCUCUUAUCCGUGCACGACAUUGUCGCUCAGAAGAGUUUCGAUCCAGUCUUGCCGCCGUUGCCAGACGACUAUGACGACGAACUGGAAGAGGAAUCAGUAAAAAUCGUGCGUCUGGUGAAGAACAAGGAGCCUCUGGGCGCCACCAUUCGGCGAGAUGAGGCAAAUGGGGCUGUAAUUGUGGCUCGUAUCAUGAGAGGAGGUGCAGCAGACAGAAGUGGUUUGGUCCAUGUAGGAGAUGAACUCAGGGAAGUCAAUGGCGUCUCUGUGGUCCACAAGAGGCCUGACGAGAUCAGUCAGUUGCUGUCACAGUCGCAAGGCUCCAUCACUCUUAAGAUCAUCCCUGCUAUUAAAGAGGAAGACCGACUGAGGGAGAGCAAGGUGUACGUAAGGGCCUUGUUCGACUACAUCCCGUUGGAAGACAAGGCCACACCAUGCCAGGAGGCUGGACUUCCCUUCAAGCGGGGCGACAUCCUUCAGGUAGUGACCCAGGAUGACCCUACCUGGUGGCAGGCCAAACGUGUGGGGGACAGCAACCUGCGUGCCGGCCUUGUCCCGUCCAAACACUUCCAAGAGAGACGACUAGCCUACAGGAUGAAAGUGGGGACGCUUCCCAAUCCCAAGUCCCCCAAAACGCCUUCUUAUGACCAAGCGUGUGAUAAAGACGACUGUGACUGUGAGGGCUAUUUCAAUGGACAGUACAUAGUCUCUCCUAAGUGUAACGCAGUGGCGCCCUCCUGUGGUCAGGUGUUUUCCUGGGAAUUUUAUUCAGCCGGUCUGCGUAGAAGCUUCCGUCUCAGUCGGAAAGACCGACAAGGCUCCUCGAGUGACGGCUCUGACGCGGGAGAGUCAGAGUUCCUCACUUAUGAGGAGGUGACCCGUUAUCAACAGCGGCCCAACGAGAGGCCACGACUGGUUGUUCUGAUUGGUUCUCUCGGAGCACGGAUCAAUGAACUUAAGCAGCGGGUAAUUGCUGAGAACCCGCAUCGCUAUGCUGUGGCGGUACCACAUACCACCAGGCCAAAGAAACCUCAUGAGAAAGAAGGCGUGGAGUAUCACUUUGUCACCAAGCAUCAGUUUGACACAGAUGUCCUCAACAACAAGUUCAUUGAGCAUGGUGAGUACAAGGAGAACCAGUACGGCACCAGUAUUGAGGCCAUCCGCUCAGUGCAGGCCAAAAACAAAAUGUGCAUCGUCGACGUUCAGCCAGAGGCCUUGAGAAGGCUGCGGACAGCAGAGUUCAAACCCUACGUGGUUUUUGUCAAACCGCGUGUUCCAGAGAGCAGACGGCGACGCACUGCUGCUACUUCACCGGGAGGGGCGGAGCAAGGUCGCAUUACAGACGAGGACCUUCAGGAGAUGCGCCAGUCGGCCAUCCAGAUGGAUCAGCAGUAUGGACAUCUGGUUGACCGGGUACUGAUCAAGGAGGAUUCGGCCAGUGCCUGCACAGAACUGCGAAGUAUUUUGGAAAGACUGGAGCGUGAGUGUUUUUGGGUGCCUCUCAGCUGGGUUCGGACCUAAAACACCCUCCAAACCGCCAUCAUCCUUAUCCUCAACCGGACUCGAGGGUCUGCUGCAUUUCCCAUCUAGCACUUGGCGGGAACCCAGUCUAAAUUGCAAAAUUCUGCCACUGCCUGAGUGCCACAUUUAUCAGGAUUGCUUUGAAGAACUGCUUGAUUCCUCGCUGCCUGGCUUGGUUUGGACGACUACUCAGUCAGCUUUACUGUGACUCCUGUUGGAGUCCAUCUAGUAGCAUGUUUUGUAAUCACUCCAGAUCACAGAAUGCUUCCCGGGGACUAAAUAUUCAAAAGAAUGUGUCAUAUGUUUAUUUUUCCACAGGCUUCUUUUAAAAGGAACUGCAUGUCCUCUUACGUAUUUCAUGUAAAUAAUGUACAUGUGACUCCUGGUGUGCCAACAAAUGCAACCUGUUUACCUUGGAGCCCCACCUGUUUUUAUGGAUGGAUGAAUAUUUGAGGGGGAGGGGGGGGGGGUGUUUUAAUAAUCUACCUGAACAGCUCACACAUUACAAAUAAAUGCUCAUGGUAAAUAAAAAGUGAUGACUGAUUUGUUCCAAAAACACUAAAUACAUUUGAAAGAGUUUGGAUAAACAAAAGUAUUAUGAUUGUUUGGUUUUACUGACAUGACAAUGGAAAAUGCAAUAAAAUAUGACGUACUGAAGUCUUAUUUCGGGUUGGUAUGCUAAUUUCUGGAAGCGGGGGGCACAUUUCGCUGCAACUGUAACAUUUGUUUUGGUCUUGGAAUGCUGUGCGACAGUCCAUACAAGCCUCAAUGUUAAUUUGUCAUUUGUAACGUGUAAACAUGUAAAAAGUGCCAUAACAAAUAAAGAAUCAAACUGGUUCAGAUUGGAGUUUAGUUCGCUUGCACACUAAUUACACCAUGUAACACAAAUUUUGUUCCAGGUUCUAACUUCAAAGUGGUAUGUCCUUGUUUG